AUGGCUGAGUUGAACGAGAUAGUUCGCUACAGUAUGGCACUAGAGAAUUUCGGAGUGGCACCUUGUGGUACUGACAAGCAGAAAUGCGAUGAAGACAAAAGAGCGAUAGAGAUUGCUGGUAAAACAAUCCGUUGGAUUGGUGAGAGAUAUGAAGUUGGGUUGCCGUACGACGAUGAAAACGUCGUCAUGGAGCGUAGUCUGGGAAUAGCAUUCCAUCACCUGAAAAGUGUCGAAAAAAGAUUGGAUCGCCAAGGUUUGCUUCAAAGAUAUCAUGAAAAUAAUGAAACCUAUUUGGAGAAAGGCUACGCGGAGGAAUUGAAAUGGGCCGAUGUAAAUAGGAACUUGUCUAAUCUGUGGUUCUUGCUUCAUUUCCCUGUUUUAAAUCCACACAAACCAGAAAAGCUCAGAAUAGUGUUCAACUCAGCAGCCAAAUCAAACGGAAAAUGCCUGAACGAUUAUCUACUUCCAGGACCACCUCUAGGCACCGAGCUUUUCGGGAUCUUGUGCCGAUUCCGUAAAUACCCUGUCGCAGUUGGAGCUGAUAUAGUUGAAAUGUUCCACCAAGUGACUAUAAGGGAGAAGGAUAGAUGGUCGCAAUGUUUUUUGUGGCGGAGAAGCUCCGAUGAACAUACGGGAAUAUAUCGGAUGAAAGCUAUGAUAUUCGGUGCCAAUUGGUCUCCUUUUCUGGCACAGUUCGUCAAAAACUACAAUGCUGAGCAACACAGCCAAGAUUUCCCAGAAGCACGAGACGAGAUUAUUAAUCAACACUACGUUGAUGACUAUUACCGCUCAUUCCUCAACGUCGAGACAGCACUUCGCAUCUGUAAUGAAGUUAUUCACGUUCAACAACUCGGUGGAUUCCGUUUGAGAAACUUCAUUAGCAACAACCAGGAGUUGCUUAAUAGCCUGCCGCAAGAUAGAGUGAUUCCUUCGUCUCAGUUUGAUGUGUGUAAUACUACGGUGCAUCGUAUCUUGGGAAUCCAGUGGGACGCAAUUGCAGACCAGUUUCUAUUUGUUCCGAAUUUUCAAAACGUUGAAUCGGACGUCAUAUCCGGAAAGAGAGCGCCAACCAAAAGAGAAGUUUUGAAGAUAGCAAUGUCAUUGUAUGAUCCACUGGGAUUCAUUAGCCCUUUAGCCAUCAAGGUGCGUAUACUCAUCCGCUACAUCCGGAAAGAAAAAAUCUCUUGGGACGAUGAAGUAAAAAAUGACCUCCUGAAAAAGUGGCUGAAUUGGCUCGACGAUCUUCAGAAGGUAAGCGAUAUAAAAAUUCCCCGUUGCAUUCUUCCAUAUUCCGAUCAUGUAGUAACACUCGAGCUGCACACAUUCUUUGACGCCAGCGAAUCAGCUUAUUCGGCUGUAGUAUAUUUACGUGCUGAAUUAGGAGGACAGUAUUUCGUAUCUUUGUUGGCCUCUAAAGCUCGAGUCACACCACUGUAA
Messenger RNA from Uranotaenia lowii, 1437 nucleotides. RefSeq lists its product as uncharacterized. The record is from RefSeq and is a predicted model, not a curated record. The transcript has a single exon. Lineage: Eukaryota; Metazoa; Arthropoda; Insecta; Diptera; Culicidae. Bases 1 to 1437 code for a protein of 478 amino acids.